Molecule: messenger RNA, 4574 nt
Organism: Etheostoma cragini (Arkansas darter)
Lineage: Eukaryota; Metazoa; Chordata; Actinopteri; Perciformes; Percidae
Exons: 4
Coding region: 224-4207 (1327 amino acids)
Source: RefSeq, a predicted model, not a curated record
CUCCUCCUCCUGCACGCGACGUCACACAUCUGCUCCUGAAGAAUGAGCUGAACAGAAAAAUACGCUAGUUUGCUUUUAAGAUCUAGCAACAUGACUCUUAACCAGCCAUGCUUAUGAUUUAAAACAGGUUAUGGAGAAAUGGACGUCAACACAGAACGGACGGAAUUCCAACGUCUUGAAAAGAAAAUAACCGCUUCAACCUACUACUUCAUUAGAGGCCAAAAUGCAGUCUAGUGGAUGGAUGAAUGGACAGUACCGACAGGUUGGACCCCCUUCACAAUCCUCGCAGGCUGCUGAUCAGUUUACCCACAACACAAUGAGCCGUCAGCAAAACGGGACUGCAGUCCAACCACCACAAAGGGCUCUUUUCACCUAUCGCAAUGGAGCUUACCCUAACGGACAGCCAUCAAAUUGGCAGACCUCAGCACUACCUCAUCAGGACGUUUCUUCCUUCCUUUUUACCCGCAUGUUGCAACACUCCUCUACUAAUACACAAUGUGGAACCCCUAGUUCACUUUAUGGAUUUCAGCAAGACUUUCAUCAUCAGAACUCAUCGACCCAAAGUCCACCCAACGUGAUGGUGGCAAACGCCGCAUACUCUCAGCAAAACAUGUCAGCGCAAUGGAACCAAUCGCCUGGAGUUUACGGGAACCAUUUAAUAAGGAUACAGAACGGUAACGUUGUGCCUGAUCUCCAACAUCCUGGGGAUCAGAACGGCUUGUUUAACAGUGUAAAUGGAGAGUCAACAGCUACGUCGUGUCCACAUCAAAAGGGUGUUCACAUGGGCAAAGUGCCUGUUGCUGCACAAAGCACACAGACUGCUCAUAACCACAAUCAAAGACCAAACGGCUACGCCCCCUCCACCCCAUUACCAAGUUUUGAGUCUGCUUGUCAGUCUUUCAGAGGGACUAACUCAUUGUCAAGUGGACAGCAUUUGCCAGAUUUUAACAUGAGUCAGAACACUCCCCAAUACUCCACACAUAACAGUGGGGGACAAGCCGCCUCCUUUUGCUCAAAUUCACAUAGCAGGCAGUAUGAAACCAACCCUGAGUUUCCCUCACAUCCUGCUGCUGGUACAAAAGAGAAAAUGCACAGCCAGCAGAUUAUCGCAAGAAUCGCAGAGGAUCUACGCAGCUCUUUCCCUGCCGCCUCAGAUGCUCAUCCUCCAGCGUAUACUAAUUCACCUUACAGAGGGAAGCAGUUUGUCAGUAGGACGAAGUCUAAUCAAAAUAAGCAACCUUCGACAACCACUGUCACUGAAAGUUACCCAUCUCAGCUGGCUCAGUUGCUUCAGACCCAAUCAUCUGUGGCAAACAGCUGCCAAAGGCUUGAAAAGCUCUCAUCAGCUGCGGCAAAUGACAGCUCCAUUCACUUGUCUCCUGGUCGCACAAGAGCUGUUGCUGUUGUGCAACCAUUGUCACAUGAACGCUACCAGGUCAGCCAGCAAACCUGCAAUGAGUCUGAUGACGCAAACUUAUCAUCACAGAAAAAUGGCCCGGCCGUGCAUGUUAAAGCAGGAUCUAACCUGGAGGGCCCAAAUCAAAACAAGUCCAACGAAUCUGCAGCUCAAGACACGCAAAAACGAUUAUCUCCAGAUGACACGGGAUCGGAACUGCAAGUAGAUCCGCAUGUUGCACCACCUGCGCAACAAUUUGUAACCUCUGAUGGGCCAGUGAGCCAAAGCGAGGAUGAGGGUAAGAGUAACGCGCCAAAAAAAGCAAAUCCUGUUUUUGAGCUUUCCUCACUCCCAGCAACCCCACUGACACGAGGCACAUUAACUAAGUUGAUAGAAGUGGCUGAAAAAGAGUUGAAUGACUACACAAAGUCUAAUUCUACAAACGAUCUACUAAGCAUGUUUUGGGAUGGCAAUUGUACAAAGUUGGCAUGUCAGCUCAGGACAGGUUGGUACAGGAAUUUAAUGAGGCAUGUUCUAGAAUUCUGCCAGGAACAUGUAAGACCUGACUCUGUCAUACUGUCAUAUAUAAAGCGCAGAAAGAAACUCAAAAGCUACCAUGUCCUCCAACACAACGAACUUUAUUCAGAACUGCCCUACAAGUCAGUGUGGUUAAAUGUCGAUAAGCAGCUAGAUGAUAUUGACAAAGAGUUUGGCUUACCGCAGGCUUUGAAGCCUUGGCUUCACACGCUUGAGAGUGCCAGUCAACUAGAUCAGGUCGAGACCGAGGAGUCCAACCAGACGUCACAAAAAGAGCUUGACUCAAGCGAAGAAAAACUAGACUCCGCUGUGGAAGCAACUCUAACACAAGCUGCCUCUCUUGAUACAAUGGAGAGCGUAGAUGCCACCGACCCAUGUUACUCAUUUCAAAUCCAAGUUUUGUCUCCAAAAAAGGCCAAAGUUAUUUUUGAGCAAAUUCAAAGCAAGCUGCCACAGAGUGUGGACAAUCAGCCGGAGAGUAUCACCAUAAGCUCAGUGGAUGAUGAGCUACCUGAGGUUAUAUUUGCCCCAUUGAGUGACACAGAACUGGAGAAUGAGUCAGCCUGUCCAAUUCAACAGGUUUGCUGCAUUCCGAGGUGGAAGCAAAUGAUUUGGGGGUCAGACACAGGUUCUUUGAGUAAGUGCCAGUGUGAGAAUAAACAAAGUCAUUAUAUUACUAAGGAAAACAUGGAAGUGCAAGGGAAAGAUAACCAGCGUGUGAUCAGCUCCGACAGCAAAUUCAACUGUGGCACAGAAGAAGGGGAUCAAGUGGAGGAGGGGCAGAAUGUCAACAGUCAGGUUAUAACACUUCAUUGGCCUGAUCUGUGCGAUGAACUCGGUUACACCAUUGACUUUUCUGAAGAUGACGAUAAACCGCACUCAAAUUCUGACAAAGAACCACAGAACAUUUCCCAGAUAAGCAUAAAUAGUAGCGAUUCAAGCAUUAUACUCCUAAGUGAAAACGAAGAUGAUCUGUCCAACAGUAAAGAUGACAUUCCCGACCCGAAGCCAGACUGUGAAAGUGAUGCUGAACGAGCUCCGGAAUUGACAGAAAGUAGCCAGUCGAGCUGUUCAGACAAGAAAGAAAACAACCCGUUUCUCAAAAGUGACACUGAAAUUCAGCCGGACCCUGAGGUGGAUUGUGCACAAGACCAGUUGAAAUCAUGGAGUGUGCAGUCAUGUAAUUCGGACAUUAGUGGCAGCAGUGAAGGUGAAGUGGCCAGCAAGAUGUCAGACCUUAAGGAGAACACAACUGUGACCGAGUCAUCAAUGGAAAACAAAGAAGAACAAAGUCAAAUCAAUACGACAGAUGCCCUCCAGAACUCUAGGAGCGGUGAACACGAAACGGUUCCAAGAAAAAGAAAGAGAUCAAGCAGUCAAGAUGGAUUUUUCCCAAUUUUUAAGAAAUCUAAGAAAUGCAAAUCCCGUGAUGUGGAUUCACAGCCUGUCCUUGAGGGAGCUUCAAAAUGUGCAAUGGACUUUGUUGAUGCGACUGAUGGUGAAUUUUCACCCUCAAAGUGUAGAACUGUAGAACUGGUACUGUACGGCUCCAGACCACAAAACAAGACUGGGUCCGGUUCAAAGCCUCCAAAAGUUAUCACUGUGCAACUCAGUCCUUUGAACACAAUGUCCAGUGAAACUGCCCCACCAGGGAAACACACAGUCAAACAAAGUCUUCACGACACAAGGAGUACAAGUUUUACACCAAUGAAAAUUAGGCGCAAAAGCAAAGUGAAAACAACGUGUACUUUUUCCUCUAUAUUUGGGAGAGGUCUCAAGAAAGCUAAAACACCUGGCCCCGCUAAAACUCACCAGCUGCAAGUUUCUGAAACGAGGAUCAGGCAUGGAAAUCCUAAGACUAGCCUGAGUCUGAAGAGGAGGCUGUCCCUCUCUGAUAGACCCAGACGUGGAGAGGAGAGGACGAAGAAAGACACCGUCACACUCGGCCGGCCUGCUAAACAAAAGAGAAGUGAGGCUGAAAAUGGAGGCCGUCGUGUCCCGCCUCUCCACAUUAAAAGUGUCCUGAAGUUCAGCGUCUUACCCAAUACCUUCAACUUCAAAGAUGGUUCCAACGGGACCAUGGAAACCACCGAUCCUGCUCCAGACAUGGCUGACCUUGGAAAGAAGAGUCCAAACAGAACUGUCACGAGUGCAAGAGGUGCAUGGUUUCCAGAUCCUGAGAAGAAGUGUUGCGCCUCGACCAAAAGCGACGGCCUCUUUUCCGAGUUUCAGAAGAAAUACACGGAGAGGACACAGCUGUCCAUGGACGGCUAGCUCCAAGGACACAUGUUCUGUUGUCUUCAGACUGUUUUUAAGACAAAUAUUGGCAUCCGCCUGUGACAUUUCAUCAUCUGAGUAAUUGCGUGCCUAAAAAACGAUGACUUUUGUAUUUUUGUACUGUGGGAAUAAAUGAAUGUUUAAUACAUUUGUCUGUCAAACAAGUUUUACUGUGGUCAUGUGUGUAAAAUCUUUCAAUUACAAUUCAAAAUGUCUUUCAAUAUUUUAUGCUAUCUUCACUUUUAGAGAUAUUAUAUAUUUUUCUACAUAAAGAAUAUUUUUAAUACAAUGUUUGCAUCUUAUAUACAUUUUUUUUAAUAAGAAACAAGAAAUGUAAUCUAGUGUUUUUUGCACUGAUUUGACU